AAAACAAGAUCGGAUUAGAGUUCUUGCGCAUUUUUGUUAACCGUUAAAACGUUUUGGCUGCCGAUCGUCAAGCCAAGCUACAGAGGAAACAUGGAUAGGAAACGAAAGACUCAAGACGAACACGAGCUAGAAAAGGAUGCAAAAAAAGGGGCUCCUCCUCGCCCCCCUGUUGUGGAGAUCACUAUUGACAAAGCCGUGAUCAAAGGGUAUCACAUCUUCCGCUUAAGGCCACUAAUGGGCCUCAGGAUGAAUGUUGUGGCAGAACCCGACAACCAACACGACAAGCACGCACUGGCAGUGUUUAUGCCGCCGCUGGAGAAGAUUCCCACCGACCAGCACGACGUAGUAACAGACACAAAACGCAGGACCGUCGUCCGGGACAUUGCUGAGAAGUGCGUUGGACACCUACCCGCCAGCCUGUCGUCUAUCCUGAACCAGCUAUCGUCAGCUGGCGAGGUGGAAGAAAUCACGUGCGUUGCCAUUGGCCUGCCGCGUCGAUCCUUCUGGCCGUGGCCCGAAGCAGUCCAAAAAGGUGGUGGGGCCGUCGUUCCCUGCCAGAUUCACCUUCAAGUGGUGGACAAAGAGAGGGCUACCGCAGCGCUAAGGGCAGCUUUCAACGACAUGGGCCCUGAGAAGGAAGUCUUGACCGUUCUCUGA
Messenger RNA from Branchiostoma belcheri (Belcher's lancelet), 657 nucleotides. RefSeq lists its product as uncharacterized. NCBI's taxonomy places the organism in Eukaryota, Metazoa, Chordata, Leptocardii, Amphioxiformes, Branchiostomatidae. The transcript has 4 exons. Bases 91 to 657 code for a protein of 188 amino acids. The record is from RefSeq and is a predicted model, not a curated record.